AUGGCGUUAACAUCAGUAAUUAUACCAUCUCGUAGAAUUCCACAUACUGCGUCCGGUUUAGGUGAUAGUGGGGAAGGUUGGGCACCUGUAAUGUCUGAAAUAAGAAAAAAACUUGACCAUGUUAAAUUUGUGCUUCCAAAUGCACCUAUUCGACCAGUAACAGUUAACGUUAAUCGAAUAAUUCGAGAUGAAAUAGAUUCUGGUAUUCCUUCUAAUCGUAUCGUUAUUGGAGGAUUUUCUCAAGGAGCAGCGACCUCACUUGUAAUUGGUUUGACUUCUGAAUAUCCUUUGGCAGGAAUGAUGGUAUUAAGCGGCUAUUUGCCACUUAAAGACAAAAUUUUCAACAUGACCACUGAAUCUAAUAAAGGAAUUCCUGUACUUAUAUGUCACGGUGACAUUGAUGAGGUGGUUCCAUAUGAAGGUGGAAAACAAACCCAUGAACUUCUUAAAACAAAAGGAUAUUCUGUCAACUUCAAAACUUAUCCUGGAAUGGGACAUUCUUCAACUCCCGAAGAAUUCAAUGAUAUGAUUCAAUUUUUAAACCAAGUGAUUCCUGAUUUAUAG
Molecule: messenger RNA, 564 nt
Organism: Diversispora eburnea
Lineage: Eukaryota; Fungi; Glomeromycota; Glomeromycetes; Diversisporales; Diversisporaceae
Source: the annotation of a GenBank genome assembly